UGUCAAGGGAACCCAAGGGGUGCGCUUGGAGGCGACUUGUCAGGUUGGAUGUCAUGUCGGAAAGUCAUGCGGGAUUUGACGGAGGGGGAGGGUAUUUUCCUCGGAUGUUGCAUACCGUUAUCUCUGUUUGCUGCCGCUACGAGCGCGGCUCAUUCUGAUUCCCGAUUCGCGGCACCGAAUGCCCUCUUCUUACACAUCCAACACAUCCAAACCAGCGUCUCUGCCGUACUAACUGCGACCUGUCCCCCUUCGCUCGCGAGGCAUUGCCUGUCCCUUCUUUGCUUCCAGGCCAUUGGGAAAGCACCAUGAGCACCCCGUCGCUGUCCGUCGUCGACUCGGAAGAGGGCGUGACGUUGGACGAUUCCAUCGGCCCUCCUACACCAACGGACAGCUCCUCGUUCAGCCCCGAGCUCCGUCCUAGAGACGACUCUGCUUAUUCGCCCGUGAAAGCGCAAGGCAACAAUAGCCAGUUCUUGUCCUUUCCGCUGUUCGACAUCACAACUCCAGCCACCUCAGUCCGAAACAUCUGCUGUGUUGGCGCCGGUUUUGUUGGGGGACCAACCGCCGCGGUUAUCGCGUUACAUAACCCCCAUCUUCGAGUCACGGUGGUCGAUAAAGACGAGCAGCGCAUACGGAGAUGGAACUCCAAGCACCCCCCGAUCCAUGAGCCCGGCUUGAAGCACAUACUGCGGAUUACCCGGGACGGCUCAAGGGAGUGUACCUUCCACAGUGGCUCUACGCGGUUCCGCAGGGGCUCCGACGACGAGCGCGACUCUCCAUUCCAUAACGAGGGUGAACCGGGUGCCGGACAGUGCCAGUCGGAUACUACUAGUAGUACUGGGGCAAACAUCCGAGUUCCCGCAAGAAGUCCAAACUUGGUGUUCACCACCGAGGUGGCCAAGUCCAUAAGCGAGGCCGAUAUAGUUCUGAUCGCUGUCAACACGCCAACGAAGCGCCGCGGGCAUGGAGCCGGGUCCGCCACGGACAUGGCGGCCUUUGAGACAGUGACAGCUUUCGUCGCGCAACACGCCCGUCCCGGCAUCAUCAUUGUGGAGAAGUCUACUGUUCCAUGCAUGACGGCACGCCUCGUGCAGGGUAAGCUGGCCCUUUACCGACCAGGCGUGCCCUUCGAGGUCCUCAGCAACCCGGAAUUCCUAGCAGCCGGCACGGCCGUCAAGGACCUGCUGCACGCCGACCGCAUCCUCAUCGGGUCCAGCAACACUCCGUCCGGGCACAGGGCCGCCGCCGCCCUCGCAGCGGUCUAUGCCAGCUGGAUUCCGCGGUCUCGCAUCAUCACCAUCAACGUCUUCAGCUCCGAGCUGGCGAAGCUGGUUGCGAACGCCAUGCUAGCGCAGCGCAUCAGCAGCAUCAACUCGAUUGCGGCCGUGUGCGACGCGACGGGGGCCGACGUCGACGAGGUCGCCGAGGCAAUUGGUGCCGAUCCCCGCAUCGGCGGCAAGUUCCUCAAGGCCGGCAUCGGCUUCGGCGGGAGCUGCUUCAAGAAGGACGUUCUGAGUCUGGUCUACCUCGCCGAGACGUUGGGCUUGCCCGAGGUUGCGCGCUACUGGAGGGCCGUCACCGACAUGAACGAGUUUGCCAGGACCCGGUUCACGUCACGAGUGAUCAGCUGUCUGAACAACACGCUGGCUGGCAAAAAGCUCACGGUGCUUGGAUAUGCGUUCAAGAAGGACACGAACGACACGCGCGAGUCGCCCGCUUUGCAUAUCGUCCAGACACUGCUCGAGGAGGGUCCCAAAGAGCUCGCAGUGUUUGACCCUCUCUGCAACCCAGCGCAGAUCAUGGACGAAAUUGACAGCAUUGCUGGGCCAGAAGUGCUGCAGCGCAACGGUGGCCCGGUAGUUGUCUACACGGACGUGUACGCGGCAUGCCGGGGUUCCGAUGCCGUACUCAUCACCACCGAGUUCGACGAAUUUAGAAACCUGCCGAUGCAGGUGGAGGCCAAGAUGGAGAUGAGCAUAGCAGAUCCCCGGCCGUUUGAUAGAGAUGAGUCAAACGAAAGCGACCUCCUUUCGCUCCACUCCUAUCUUUUGCAGUCUCAAACCGCUGUCGCGACGGCCAGCGGACACAUCAUGCCCGAAGCAGAAAGCACGUUUGGGCGCCUCCAACCGAUGCCACCUUGUCCCGACAACUGUCCCGACUGCCUUGCAGAAAAGGCCGUGGGGGCGGCUGGAGCUGGAGCCAGUAUGAAACUUACACCCAAACGCCGAUUGGAUUGGAGGAAGAUCUACUACCACAUGAAUCGGCCGCAGUGGGUGUUUGACGGCCGAGGAGUCCUGGAUAUCGCCGCGAUGGAGAAGAUUGGGUUUCGUGUUGAGAGUGUGGGUCGCCAGAGUCGUAUAUCAUACUAGCAGAAGUGAGAGCGGAGAGGAUAGGGGCAUAAUACACUCAGAGCAUCAUCUUUGCUUCUGGUUGGCAGCGACAAGUAUCUGAAC
Molecule: messenger RNA, 2453 nt
Organism: Chaetomium strumarium
Lineage: Eukaryota; Fungi; Ascomycota; Sordariomycetes; Sordariales; Chaetomiaceae
Exons: 3
Coding region: 306-2369 (687 amino acids)
Biological process (GO): glycosaminoglycan biosynthetic process; polysaccharide biosynthetic process
Cellular component (GO): nucleus
Molecular function (GO): NAD binding; UDP-glucose 6-dehydrogenase activity
Source: RefSeq, a predicted model, not a curated record